AUGCCUCUAGUCGCUCAGAACCCCUUGCCCAGGGCUAUCCUCGGCCUAAUGACCUUUGGGCCCAGUGAGUCUAAAGGCGCGCGUAUCACCUCCCUUGAUGAGUUCAACAAGUGCCUGGACUACUUCCAACAGCAGGGCUUCCAGGAGAUCGAUACGGCGCGGAUCUACGUCGGAGGAGAACAAGAGGCGUUCACGGCGCAAGCCAAAUGGAAAGAGCGGGGUUUGACCCUGGCAACAAAGUGGUAUCCGCAGUACCCGGGCGCGCACAAGCCCGAUGUGCUGCGCCAAAAUCUCGAGCUCUCGCUGAAGGAGCUCGGGACCAACCAGGUGGACAUCUUCUAUCUCCAUGCGGCGGACCGGUCGGUGCCUUUUGCAGAGACACUCGAGACUGUCAAUGAGCUGCACAAGGAAGGCAAGUUCGUUCAGCUGGGCCUCAGCAAUUACACGGCGUUUGAGGUUGCAGAGAUCGUCACUCUCUGCAACGAGAGGGGCUGGGUGCGUCCCACUAUCUACCAGGCCAUGUACAACGCUAUCACUCGAAACAUCGAGACUGAGCUCAUCCCUGCCUGCAAGCGCUACGGCAUUGACAUUGUCAUCUACAACCCCCUAGCCGGAGGCCUUUUUUCCGGCAAAUAUAAGGCACAGGAUAUCCCCGCCGAAGGCCGGUACAGCGACCAGUCCUCGAUGGGGCAGAUGUACCGCAAUCGGUACUUCAAGGACGCCACCUUCGAUGCCCUGCGGCUUAUCGAGCCGGUUGUUGCCAAGCAUGGAUUGACCAUGCCGGAGACUGCAUUCCGCUGGGUCCACCACCACUCGGCCCUCAAUAUGGAAGACGGCGGUCGUGAUGGAAUUAUCCUCGGUGUGAGCAGCCUCGCACAGCUCGAAAAUAACCUCAAGGAUAUUCAAAAGGGCCCUCUGCCGCAGGAGGUUGUCGAUGUGCUGGAUCAAGCCUGGCUGGUCGCCAAGCCCACUGCCCCUAACUACUGGCACCUUGAUCUCAAGUACACAUACGAUACUCAGGAGGCGCUGUUUAAGCCUAAGUCUAAGGCUUAG
Molecule: messenger RNA, 1053 nt
Organism: Aspergillus terreus NIH2624
Lineage: Eukaryota; Fungi; Ascomycota; Eurotiomycetes; Eurotiales; Aspergillaceae
Product: aldo/keto reductase family protein
Exons: 2
Coding region: 1-1053 (350 amino acids)
Source: RefSeq, a predicted model, not a curated record